Messenger RNA from Sclerotinia trifoliorum, 11931 nucleotides. NCBI's taxonomy places the organism in Eukaryota, Fungi, Ascomycota, Leotiomycetes, Helotiales, Sclerotiniaceae. The record is from the annotation of a GenBank genome assembly.
AUGCGUCCAACUCCACUUCCAAAGUGCCUGCUGCAGGUAGCAGCAUAUGGUAUUGCACUCGUUCCUUUCGUCAACGCACAAGCCACAACUAUUUAUUCAACUGUCACUCGUUAUAGAAUAUCGGUUGUACCACAAUAUACAACUUAUACUGAUGUCUCUUAUUCAAUCCUUACGUAUACUGCACCACCAUCGAUUCACACCGAAUAUGUUACCGCUACAGAAGUUAAGCGCAGAACGACGACUAUUUUUGAUGGGACAACAACUGUGAUAGAACCGGCUUCUACUGUAUAUGGUGAGUAUAUUCAUAUGCUUUGAUGAAAGGUGGAAUUCUUUCUAAUGAUGAUCAGCCUCCGAAUGCUCUAGUACACAGUCUUCUUCUGCAGCCCCCUCAUCGGAUAUUUUUAGUAGCUCGACCACCGCAUCUUCCGAAUUUGCAUCUUCUUCUGCAGCCUUUUCAUCCGCAAUUUUUAGCAGCUCGACCACUAUAUCCUCUGAAUUUGCUUCUUCUUCCGGGUUCACCAUUCCACCCGUAAAUAGUUUCGUUUCUGGGUCUUCGACUACCAUUGAAGAAAUAUCAACAACGGUCGAGUUGCCUACUAUGACUACUGAGCCUACAGAGACAGGAGUUGUUACUACUGAGGAACCAGGAGCUACGACUCAGCCUCCUUCCGAACCAACUCGUGUUUCAUCCGCCGUUACACCAGCUGGUACUUAUAAUCCAGUAGAGUGUUAUCCGGAUGAUGAGGCCAAUGGCUUUCCAUUGGCCCCACCUAUUACUGAGAGUGUCAAUCCAAAUGACUAUGAUACAAUCGAAGACUGUGUCGUAUUCUGCUCAACAGCUAAUGCAGGGGGCCCAUUCAGAUAUGCUGGAAUUGAGCCAGGACACUGUUAUUGCUCGAACGGAUUGCUUGAUGCAGAACCAGCCGCUAAUUGCUCUUACCCAUGCCCAGGGAAUCCGACCCAAGUAUGUGGAGGAAGUCCUGCCCAACCACCGUCCCGACCCAGAAGACUCAGAAAACGUGCGGUCGGAACAGCGAUCAUUAUUUAUGAACUGGACGGAUUUGUUUCACCAACCUCAGCUGCUGUUACAGAUAUCAGUUCGACUGAAGUACCCGCAGCAACCUCCACAGAAACUAUCGUUACGGAAGGACCAGGGGCUAGCUCUACAACCGAAAUCAUCGUCACCGAGGUACCAAGUCCUACAUCGACAGAAAUCAUCGUUACGGAGGGACCGAGUGCUAGCUCUACAACCGAAAUCAUUGCCACUGAGGAGCCUGUGGCUACUUCCACUGGGAUUUUUACCAUUGAGCCAAUAUCCGUUAGUUCUACAACGGAGAUCGUUGUAACUGAGGAACCUACUACUUCAACAGAAAUUAUUCCUACUGAGACUCUCGGAGCUUCGUCAACGAGCGAAAUUAUCGUUACUGAGCAACCCGGGGUUACUUCCACAGAAAUUACUCCUACUGAGACUCUAGGAGCUUCGUCAAUGAGUGAAGUCAUUGCCACCGAGGAACCUGCUACUUCCACGGAAAUUAUCCCUACUGAGACUCUAGGAGCUUCGUCAACGAGUGAAGUCAUUGCAACUGAGGAACCAAGUACAUCUACCACAGGGGAAGCAAUUGGAUCUAACACUGGCAGCAGUACAACUUUUGAAGUCGUAAGUACUCAGGAACCAGGAGCGACUAGCACUUCGGAAGCUUUUGUCAGCACAGGUGAGCCCGGAGUAACAAGUACCGAGGUAGUAAACACCGAAGAGCCUGCAGCGACCAUCACUUCGGAAGUUAUUAACACUGAAGGAUCAUCAGCUACGAGUACGUCAGAGGAACUAGGAGUCACUAGCACUUCGGAAGUUAUUAACACCGAAGUACCGGGAGCUACGAGUACCUCGGAAGUCAUUACUACCGAAGAUCCAGGGGCUACAGCAACUUCUGAAGUCGUAAACACUGAAGAGCCAGGGGCUACUAGCACCUCAGAACUUGUUGUGAGCACUAGGGAACCAGGAGCCACCACAACCUCGGAAGGUCCUGUCAGCACCAUGGAACCAGGGGUAACUCCGACGUCAGAGAUAGUGAUAAGUGAAGGACCUGGUGCGACAACCUCAGGGGUUUUGACUAGUGAAGGACCAGGAGCGACUACCACUUCCGAGGUUGUAAAUACCGAAGAACCCGGAGUAAGCACCACUUCUAAAUUUGCUUCUUCUUCCGGAUUCACUAUUCCAUCUGUCAAUAGUGCGGUAUCUAGCAGCAGCACGACUAUUGAAACACCAGAAUCUACUACUGAAGCUGUUUUGACUACAGGCUUAGAGGCUACAACGACAGGCCCCGCUCUCACGACUGAGCCAGGAGCUGAGUCUACAGGUCUUGCUUCCACAACAGAAAUACCAGAAAUUACUACUAGUAUUGAAGUAACUCCUGGCUCUCCAACAUCUACUUCCGAGAGUGGAGAAGUUGGGGAGGCAACCACUAGUGCUUUGGCAUCUAGUACUGAAUUUGAGGUAACUACUGGAUCUCCAACAUCUACUUCCGAAGGUGGAGAAGUUGGAGAGACGACUACUAGUGCUUUGGCAUCUAGCACUCAGAGUGGAGAGUUCCAAGAGACUUCAACUGUUAUCCUAUCGACUAAAUCUCCUGAAGAAUCUUCCACUGGAAUUCCUCCCGUCAAUAGUGUGGUUUCUGGAUCUACAACCGCAACUUUCGUUGCUGUAACAUCGACCUUCGUACAACCGUCAUCCACAAGCUCCUUUCCAGCAUCCACAUCUAGCCCUGGUCCUUCAUAUGCUUAUGUCUGUGCAGGUGCUCCAAGUCUGUUCAAUGUAGUUAUUGAUGCGCCGGGCAAGCCAAAGCAAUAUCUAUCUCAACGUAACUUUCCAGACGCUGGAACUUCCGAGAGUUUAUGGGGCUACGAUACAUUGCCUGUUGUAACAUCAGACUCACAAGCUGCCGCUUUCAGCAUUGGAUUUGGCAACGCUUUUCAUGGCAAAUUACAAUCGACUGGUGAACAAAUUACUGGUGCUGUUCGACUGACCGCUUUAGGAGCUCCUCUUCAACUAUUUACUGCGGCCCAUAUUUCUGAUAGUAUGAGAGUAUAUUCUGCCACUGUUGGUUCAGAUUGUUCACUUGGUUUCGAUAUUGCAAACACAGGCGCCAAUAUUUUGGCUGACUGUAGUGGCGUAUUUACCAUUUUGACGCCAGCUACGCAAAUUCAAAGAGGAAGUGGAUGUACCCAAGUUCGGGCUUUUGCUGUUGCAGUUCAACCACCUUCUUCAACAUUGUCAACGGCUAUUGCUCCAACUACUGGAUCAAGUACAGAAUUAAUCAGUACAGGUACUGAAGUUCCCUCUGGGACAGUUGGCUUGGUAACAAGCACUUCAACUUUCUCACCUAUUGCAUCUUCAACCACAAUCGCUGGAUGUCCUGUCGCUCCAUUCUUCAAGAUUCUUGUGAAUCAAACAGGUAUGCCACCACAAUAUCUAUGGGAUCCAGUUCCAUUCGGUGAUGAUGCUUUAUCAUUCACCACUGAUAAGGCAAAAAGCUUGACCUUCUCGUUGUCCCCUACUACUGGUCAACUUCAAUUUAAUAUUAUUGAUUUCUUUGGAAAUCCUGUCUUAUUGGCAUCUAAUCAAGAUUUGCACAAUCCAGGAAAUGAGGCGAUCUUUUUCUCUACUGCAACUAAAUUUCAGCAACUUGGAUAUCAACCAGUUGUUGCAACUAUUAAUUCAGAUUGCUCUAUCGGUUUGACCUUACCAUACAAUGCUGCAAAUAUCAUCCAAGCUUGUUAUGGCUCGUUAUACUUGAUGUUGUCACCUGGAGUUGGUUGUGUUACGGUGUCAUUAUUAAUGCUACCAUUUGAUUCUUCCGCAACCACCUCUGCCAUUUCAUCGACCAGUUCUUUUUUAGUCUAAGUUCGGCGAGUCUGGAAAGCCCCUCCGUUACUUCAGCAGAAGUCACUCCUUCUUUUUCAUCAGUUGAGCUUUCCAGCGGAUUGCUAGCUACCAGCUCGCCAGUCUUCACGAACACACCGUCCGGGGUGGCCAGUUCGUCUUACUUUGUAUCAUAUUCAUCUUUUGGACAGUCAUUCAUUACUUCUCAAGGAACCGCUGCUUCGUCAACAGCCAGUUCUUUCAAUGCUUAUUCAUCAUUGGAAACGCCUAGCAAUUUUACCACAAUUCCUUCCUCUACUGUUAGUUACUCGUUCCCGACAAUUACCUCAGAGUCAUUCUCUCAAUCUCAAUCAUUCAUUUUGUCGACUUUCUCUGGGCAAGAAUCAGAAGUACCUUCGUCCACUUUCGAUACCGUUUCUUUAUCUGCUAUACCUUCGUCUAUCGUUCAAAGCUCGAUUUCAGCAGUUCUUUCAUCAUAUGAAUCUAGCUUGGCAUCAUUCUCAUCCGCCCAAUCUUCUGGAUUCAUGACUAGCUUCUCCACCACUUCAUUUUUGACAUUGGAAUCUUCGUCUCUUUUUGAAUUUACGUCCACUUUUGAUCCAUCGUCCUUGCCAGAACAAACUUCUGUGCCUGGAUCCACAUCUUCGUCGACACAACCGACUUUGCUUGAAAUCUCUUCUACUUUCGAACAAUCAUCUUUGCCUCAAAUCACAAGUACUUCCGAAUUGCCCGAAACAACAUCUGUACAGGUAUCUUUGACUGAGGUCCAGCCUAGCUAUUCGAGUUUCUCUGUCGGAAAUACCGUUUCGCUGACUGUGGGUUUCCCAACAAGCUCAGAGAUUGUUUCUGAGCCGCAAGGAACAAUAACUUCUGGUUUUGAAGCUCCAUCGUCUAUUUUGUCUUCAUCAUUGGGAAGCUCUACUCCAUUGUCUAGUGAAAUAUUAUCAACCUCGGCAGGAAUUAUAUCCUCGAUUACCGAAAGCCUAUCAAACUUUGGCCCAGAGUCUUCAACAGGAAUCGUUUCAAACUUUAAGUCCAGUUCUCUGAGCAGUCAACCAUUAUUUUCUUCGGUUGAAUUAUCUGGGUCUUCAAUCAUAUCCCAGAUCCUCUCUACGAGUACUAAUGUUGUUUCUCAAAGUGAGAGUACUUUCCCAUCCGAAACUGGCACAAUCAUUCAAUCGUCUGUAGCUGCCAGUAGCACGGCUAUUCUUUCGUCUUUGGCAUUAUCAGCAGCUCCAUCAAGCAGUGUUGCUUCAAGUACAAUCCAGGAAUCCAGUGCUGUUCUAUCUGCCACCUCAAUAAAAACCUUGACCGAGUCCUCAUCUCUAAGCUUGGAAACCUCCCUUGGUGCUACGAGUACUUCGGUAGAGUCACCAAGUCAAUCAUUUCAAGCCUCCACCAAUCUUGGAUCGAUAAUUUCUACAGAGACUUUCAUUAGUACGACUGUAGCUGUUCAAUCAAGUAUCGAAUCAACACUUGGAGCUCCAAGCAGUUCCGCAGGAUCGUCAAGUCAAUCUUUUGAGACCUCAAGCAAUAUUGAAUCGAGUUUACCUACACAGACAUUCGUUGGCACAUCCGUCUCUGUUGAAUCAAGCUUUUCGUUUAUUGAAACCAGCAGUGGUAUUCCGCCUGUUAACAAUGUAGUAUCUGGAAGUACCACUACAAGUACUUUCGAUAUCCAAUCCACGGGUGAAAUCACUAGUGGUCUGGAGUUCAUUGUUUCUACGACUAGCUCAAUUGAAUCUAGCCUCUUCGAAGGUCCUAGUAGUACUCUUGUAAUAGUUCCAGCAUCCACAGGUCCUGAGUUCAUCAGCUCAACGCAGGUAUCAGAAAUUAUAUCAGAGAGUGCCAGCCUUUCGUUUUCAAGCAGUAUUGGUUCUAUUGUGUCUACGAUAGGUUCAAUUGAACCAACAUUAUCGGAGGCUACUAGCAAUACCUUAGCUCCUAUUGAAACAUCAACUGGCAUUGAACCUGGCACCUCGACACAGGUUUCGGAGAUUUUCAGCCUCGAAUCCACGAGCAGCAUUGGAUCUUUUGUUCCCACCUUAACUUCAGCUGGCACAAUUUUUACUUCAAUCGAACCUAGCUCAUCUGGGGUCUUUAGUAAUUCGGCUGGCGCUGCUGAAACAAGCACGGGAAUUGCUCAAUCAAUACAACUGUCAGAAACUUCAAAUAUUAUAUCCACAUCUCCUGGUUCUUUUGAAACAUCAAUCUUAGAAUCAAGUGUUGGAAGUACUGCUCAAAUCACCCUUGAAUCUAGUUUGGUCCAACCCACCACUUUACCUGCUUCAACCAGCGAGCCUUUAUUCUAUACGAUCAGUAUCGUCCCAUUAUCCAGCUCGAUUGAAAUAGUUAGCACAUUGGAGUCCUUGAGUCUAGAGCCAUCAAUCAUAGUGACGAUCAGCUUACCAGCUAUCACAAGCGAAGUCAUUUCUGAAACUUUGAUCCUCUCCAGGACAAUUGAAGUUGUCACAGAAUCAUCCACCUUGGAGCCAUCUUCCUUCUCGGAGGCGGCUAGUGCACCUGCAUCUUCCACAUCAGGUAUCUCCAUAGUACCUUCAACGACAAUUGAAUCAGUUGGAAUAGAGCUUUCUACUACGGAACUGUCAUCAACAAUUCCUAGCAGCUCAGAAUUCCUUUCUGAAACGGCUAAUUCUGCCUCCGCAAGCCUUACAGGUACCGAUCUAACUUUUGGUAAUGGUAUUGGGCAAAGUGGUAGCAUAUACACAUCUAUUACUAGCUCUGUAUUUGCGAGUUUGACCAUGAGCCCUGUUCUGAGCACAGGGGGCAUAGUUUCAAAUACUGGUGUGGAAACAUCCAAUGUUGUUGAGACAUCGACUGUUGCCCAGAUAUCCAAUCCGAUUGAAACAAUAAGUCCUAUUCAGACAUCCAAUGGGGAGCAGACGAGCAUCCUCCUGGAAACAUCCACUAGUGCCGGUUCGUUUGAACUCACGUCGACGUUGCAGGGCGCUUCUUCCGUAGUUAUUGAAACGACCAAUAUUGUUUCUACACCACUGACUAGUGUAUUUCCGUCUAGCCUAGUCUCUGAAGCACUUGGUAGCACUUCUCUGCCAUCUUUGGAAUCUCAAUCAGUCGAAACAUCGACCAAAGCCAUAGGUUCCGGUACUACUGAACCUUCUAGCAUAAUAACUUCACUCGUGGUUAGCACUGUAUUGGAGAUUAGCACAUUCAUAUCUCUCCCAACCUCAUCAACGGUUGAAAGUGGUACUAGUACUUCAUCAGCUGUAAAUAGUGCUUUGGAGACCUCGAUCGUUCAAUCUAUGGGAGAGAUCAGUACAUCCGGAUUGCCUGAAAUCCCAAGCAGUAUUAUCGAAUCUUCGAUUAUAUCUCUAUCCAUACAGACGACGACCAUUGGCAUCGUCACAGAUACUAUCCCAUUACAGUCGGGACCGGCUUCAUCUUUCACUAACUUAUUGAGCUUGAGUGGUUCUUCCGCAGCGUUAACCAGCCUUCCCUCCGAAGCUACUAUUGGACCAAUAUCAGAGUCAACCGGAGUACCUAGUAGUGUUGGUGGAUCUCUGACGGCAUCUCUUUCCAUAUCUUUGGAAAUAUCCAGUACUCAACUUCCAUCUGUUGCUUCCACAGACUUUGGAACACAGUUUUCAACCAUUGGACCUGAAUCCUCGGUGAUUUUGAUAGUUUCAAGUACCACCGUCAUUUCUGAAAUAGGCAGUAUCAGCUCAUCGGCUAUACUUGUCAGUGAAAUUACUUCCCUUGCAAGUAUUGAGGCCUCUUCCUCCGGUGAAUUCACGGCUAUUCCGACCAGUAUAAUAUCUACUCCAGGUCCACUGUUGACGUCAUCAAUACUUGCAAGCACCAGUGAAUCUUUGUCAACAGGUGAACUAUCAAGUCUUGCAUCUUCUUCGGCAUCAUCCUUUUUGGAAGUUAGUGCGACAUCAACACGAACUUCUGCUGCAUCAUCAAGUCCAUCAGGUUUCUGCGUUGAAGGAACUGGAUCUAGCUCCCAAGAUAACUCAGACCUAUGCGAAUUUACUUGCAAUUUUGGAGUGUGUACCGAUCCAUGUACGUGUACUGCAUAUGCAGUCUCAGCAAUCGCACCUCCACCUGAGACUAGUGCUCGUGGGUAUGCUCUUGCUGGGUUUGAUGCCGAACUUUAUGAUCCUCUUUGCGAUUUUGCUUGUAGCCAUGGGUAUUGUCCCCCAGAGACUUGUACUUAUAAUGCAGAUGGCUCUCCUAUUUCGUCUGCUUCCAUUUCAGCGACUGCGUUCUCCAUUUCAUUGGCCCUUGAAAGCGGUUCCACCUUGCCGGCAAUACCGUCAACUUCGAUCGAAUUCUCGGAAUCCGAACCUGUAUCUUCACUUCAGCCACCAUCAACUUUUGUUGGAUCUAGUACUGCCAUUUCACCUGUCAGCAACGCGGUAUCUGGUAGUGGGGCCUCGAGUACUUUCGAGUCCCAAUUCACUAGUGCUUUUGAAUCCCCUGUGAUCUCAAUAAGUUCUGCGACUGAGAUAUCGAGUAAUAAAGUUGGUUCUUCCACCGUUUUCGGUGCUUCAAAUACUCUUCUAAUUUCAGUUUCAUCGGAAGCGGCCAGUACCAUUGUCCAAUCAUCACUAGCUUCCGAGCUCUCAAGUAAUAUUGGACAAUCUGUUGUCAGUUCUGGGACUUCUACGGGUUUCACCGCGUUAGUUCAGUCAUCUAUACUGGCAUCAACCAGUGGCUUUGAAACCUCGCCUCCUUUCAGUGAAAUCACCACUCCUUCGAUUGCCACUAGCACCAUAUUGAUUGCAUCAUCUGCUUCGGGAUCAGUUGGAGGCAUUGAAACUUCCUCACCUCUAUUCACCGACGCAGUUAUCACUCCAUCUAGUUUUAGCACCGAAAUCAUUAGUACUUCUGAAUUUAUCAGUUCAUCGCUAUUACCAGAAGCUACCAGUACAAUAUUUGAAACCUCCGGAUUACCACUAAGCACCAUUACAAUAGUUCAAUCGUCAUCUGAGGUGAUUGGUAUUGAAACAACAUCAGCUUCGGGUUCCUUGGCACCUACCACUUCUUCCCCUUUGAAUGAAUUAUCCACAAGCUUGAGCCUUUUGCCUACCGAGUCGGAAACUGUUUCGAGGGCAACUUUAAGUAUAGAAACAAGUUCUGAGGCUGGAUCUUCAACCGUUAUUCUUUCACUUGCUUCAAGCAUUGCCAUAUCGACAAUUGAUGUCAGUUCUUUGCCUACCAAAUCAAGUCUAACUUCAAGUGCCCUAGGAUUUGAACCUAGCACUGUGAUAGUCAUAACCUCGACCACUGAAUCUGUAUCAACGGCUCCAAUUGUUGGGAGCUUAGGAUCUGGUACUUCAUUUGGAGCAUCAGAAACAUCGAGCAAUACUCUAUUGUCUUCACCUAUCCCGGAAACUCGUAGUGCCACAAGUGAAUUCUCGGCCUUACCAGCUGAAGCUUCUCUAAGUCUGAGUGGCUCCAAUAUUAUAACAAGUCUAGCUUCAGAGCCAACUUUUGUGACUGGUGCAUCUAGCACUGAGAUCCAAUCUACUUUGGGUGCCGAGACAUCCGGAAGCAUUAGUGGAGUGUCUGAAUCUUUGAUUGAGACUUCUUCUGGUGUUUUGAGUAGUUCUGGUGCAAGCACGGUUGAGUCCACAAAUCCGACUGAGACUCUCGUUUCAUCCUUGAGUUCCCUGGCUGAGACACAAUUAUUCCCUACCACAAUACCUGGGUUAUCAGCACUUCCAUCAACUUUAGUUGGAAGCUUUACUCUCAUUGAAAGCUCUGGGAUUAUAUCGAUCCCUGCGGUUCAGUCUACAGGCUCUGUGAGUGAGACUCAGUCAGAAAUAGGUCUCAGUUCUACCACGUUCGAAUUAUUACCGAGUUCGGUUCAGACAUCUGGAUUUCUAUCGACCUCAUCAGGAAUUGAAAGUCUUCCAACAGCCCCAAGUACUCUGACUUCAGAAUUACCUUCAAGUACGACCGAGAGUUCUUUGGUUUCUUCAACUCAAUCUGCUGAGCUUUCUACAGCAGCCGCCAGCAGUGCCCUUUCUUCUGAAGUAUUAUCUGAGCAAUUAUCGUCAUCAUCUGUUGUCCCAGCGAUAUCAUCAUCUCUGUCAUCACAGCGUGAGAUUUCCUCUACCAUUGAAGAACUUUCCACUGUUGUUACAAUCAUUCCUUUCCCAUCCACACUCUCUGGACCUGAAAGUCCAUCUGAACUUGCUGCUAGUACAAGUUCCGUUGCAUUCCUCUCUGAAUCCUUAUCUGCUAGUUCAUCUCAGCUGCCAACAACAUCGAAUGAAGAGGUUUCUGCUAGCUCUACGGUAUUUGGAGUCAGCAGUACCACUGGUAGUAGCAUCCCCAUUCCUGGAAAUCUUGGCUCGGGCACUUCCCUCGAAUCCUCAGCUUCGGAAACGUCGAUACCAGCCUUUACAACCUCUUUGACAUCGAAUAUUGGUGCUGAAAGCUCGAGUCUACUGAUAAUUUCAAGCACGGUAAUUUUGACGGUAGAAACACAGACAUCUGAACCUAUUUUCACCUCUACCGCCUCUCUAGGGAGCACAUUGGUUUUGGAAACAUCCAUCGAAGGCUCAUCAUCGAUUGCCGAGCUUACUUCUAGUUUAGGUGGUGCUUUAACAAGUACCUUCGGGUCUCAAGUCAUAUCUUCGACAGAGUUGCUAUUGUCCCAACCAAGCUCUCCCCAAACAGCUCCCAGCUCUGAAGUAUCAAAUUUUAGCACGGAACAGACUAUUCCUGUCACAGGAAAUUCUGGAACCAUUUCGAGCACGCAGAUUGAGAUUUCUUCAAUUCCUGGUCUCAUUUCCAGCACUGGACUGGCAUCUUCGGGUAGCCAGGCAAUUUCUGAGAUUCCAUCAUCGACACAGGGUAUCUCAUCGCUGGAAACAUCAACCAAGUCAGCUGAAUCUUCGACAGGAAUUUCCAGCUCUCAAAUUUCUCAAGUUUCUUCAUCACUUCCAGGAGUUCUUCCUUCAAUAGUGAUAGCUGAACCUUCUCAGUCAGCUAUAUCUUCCAACUUGGCUGGAAUUGUAUCAUCCGAUAUCUUAAGCGCAAGCGCAACAAUCACAAGCCUUGAGACUACCGUCAUUUUGACUGUGAUUACGAAGUCUGCAUCUGAUUUCAUUCCUGAAUCCGCAUCAAUCAUUCUUUCAUCCACGGUUGAUAUUUUGGAUUCGAUCCUACCAAGUGUUUCAGCUUCGGCUUCAGCUUCAGCAUCUCAGAUAAAUUCAUUGUCACAAACAGAUUCGGUCCUCUCAAGCUCGGAAAUAGCCACAAUCUCGAGUUCUGAGUUCAAUCCAGAGAGCACAACUUCGUCGGCAAUAUUGAGUUUGUCGGGUCAAAUUCUAGGCACAUACCUUCCAAGUGCUUCUCAGACAAAUCUUGAAGAGGCUACAUUGUCAAGCAGUGUUCCUUCAAGCACCUUAUCACCAGAGUUCUCAUCUGCCAGUGGAUCUGGAACUAGUAUACCUCCCGUCAAUAAUUCAGUCUCUGGAAUUGCUAGUUCAAGUGGCACCUUUGAGACCACAUCACCAGCUUCUGAAUCACGAAUUCCGAGCACCGAGUCAAUAUCUGCAUCGCAGUCUGACGUCAGCUUUGUCACUUCAUCAUCCCAAAGCUUAACAACCGAGGUAUCAUCCACAGUAUCAAGCUCUGAACUCUCCAGUAGUACGAUUUUUAGUUCAAGUGACUUGCCUUCCUCCACAUCGUCUAGUGCAUCUGCAGGCGCCACAGCACCAUUCGCUUACAUGGGCUGUUCUACAAACACAACAGGCACUCUAGAUGGACCCACAACAUACUCAUCUGACAUGACUCCAGCUAUCUGCUCAACCAUCUGUUCUGAAUAUGAAUACUAUGCAGUUGAAAGUGGAGUUAAAUGUGUUUGUGGCAAUAAUAUUGAGUCUGGUGGUGUCUUGCCAGGCUCAAGCUGCAAUGCCACCUGCGGUGAUGGAGAUGGUACUUCUUCUUGUGCAUCGGAAUCUGCUUCUCCUAGCGCCACUGCCUCCACAUUGAUAACACUACUAAGGCCUAGGAAACUUGCAGCUACGGGGAGGUACUUUAGGAGGUGGUAA